UGAGGCCGCCUGCUCCUCUGGAUUCGCGUCAGGCGGAUCGGCGCUCGGCUGGCCGCGCCUGUUGCCCUCUUCCGCUGUCGCGUUGGCGCCGCGGGGCUUCGGGGGGGUCUGGGGGCGCCAUGACCAACGUUUACUCUCUGGACGGGCUCCUGGUGUUCGGGCUGCUGCUGGUUUGCACUUGUGCAUAUCUGCGGAAGGUGCCCCGACUGCGCACCUGGCUCCUGUCUGAGCGCAGGGGGAUCUGGGGAGUCUGCCACAAGGCUGCUGUGAUUGGUACCCGCCUGCACGUGGCUGUGUCUGUGUCCUGUCUUCUCAUGGCGUUCUACAUCCUUGUGGGAAAGUGAUUAGAUGGGGACCUGCUGGUGACCUGAGAGACACCCUGGGACUGACUAGAAAUCCUGUGACUGAUUCCGAAGACCCCUGUAUGGACUAGAGAUCCCACUGCUGACCCUGGAGACCUCAGUAAUGACCCUGAACCACCCCAACAUCCACCUGGAUCCCGCAUGUGGCAAGCCAGGGACCAUUGUGGCCCAUCACUCCCCUUGAGCCCACCGAGGGCAACUGUUGGGGCCAACAGGGCAUCUUUAGACUGCUGGAAAAGGAUUUCCCAUGAAUUCUGUAGAGACAUGGGUGAAGGGACCCCCAGGACUGAGGGAUCCAACUUUGCCCUGUUAGCCUCUUCUCUUGAUGCUGAGCAGGGUCCUGGUGGGACCAUGGCAGGCUGUGGGGCCCAGGCAGGCUCCUCCUGCGUCUAUGGGAUUUUCCUAUGCCCCUCCAGUGUGGGGGACCCUCAGGGGGUUCUGCUUCUGCAGUAGGGGGUUAGUGACCCCCCGAAUUGUAAAUAUUGGACCACCACAUGCAAAUAAAGUGGGGAUUCCUCUUGGCA
This is a messenger RNA of Prinia subflava (tawny-flanked prinia), 886 nucleotides long. It is a transcript of the gene TMEM167B, whose product is annotated as transmembrane protein 167B. The coding region runs from base 120 to 344 and encodes 74 amino acids. The transcript is spliced from 3 exons. Lineage: Eukaryota; Metazoa; Chordata; Aves; Passeriformes; Cisticolidae. The record is from RefSeq and is a predicted model, not a curated record.